CAAAGCCAUUAUUAAAAGCGUUGAACAAAAGGACAAACCGUUGAAAAUGCAAACAGACAUCGGAUCCAACUUUUAUGUCCAGACAGUGAUAACGGAUCCGCACAAAGUGUUUCUUAUGAUAGGAAUGGGAUUCUAUUUGGAGUUAACUCUCGAAGAAGCGAUUCUCGCCAUCGAUAAGAGAGAAGCACUUCUGAACGAAGAACUCAAACAAUUGUCGAUCCAAUCGUCGCGAAUAAAAGCAAACAUUAAGUUAAUUAUGGAAACAAUUCAACAAAUCAUUAAUUUAUAAUCGUUUCCAAUGUUUUGUAUAUUUUGUAAUUAUUUUCAAUAAACAAAUGAAAUUACUGUUGAGUGAAAUAA
Medioppia subpectinata is the source of this 360-nucleotide messenger RNA. The record is from the annotation of a GenBank genome assembly. NCBI's taxonomy places the organism in Eukaryota, Metazoa, Arthropoda, Arachnida, Sarcoptiformes, Oppiidae.